AUGACCACAUCCGCCUCCUCCCCCGCCACGGCCCCCUCCCACGUCCCGGACCUCCAUAUUAACACGACCGGGGCCUCCUCGAUCACGUCGCUCUCCUCGCACCACCACCACCCCUAUCCCACCCCCACUGCGCGCUCCCCGCACUCGACGAGCGGAUCUCCUCGCAGCAGCGGCGGAGGCACAGGUAGCAGCGGCGGGAGCGGGAGUACGAAUCAGGCGUGCGCGGCGUGCAAGUACCAGCGGCGCAAGUGCAACCCCGAUUGCCCGCUCGCGCCGUACUUCCCAGCUGACCAGCAGCGCCGCUUCCUCAACGCGCACCGCCUCUUCGGGGUCAGCAAUAUCCUCAAGACGCUCCGCAGGCUCAGGCCGGAGCUCUGCCCUGAAGCCAUGGGCACGCUCAUCUACCAGGCCGAGAUGCGCGCGCAGGACCCCGUCGGCGGCUGCUACCGCUUUAUCCUCAGCCUCGAGCGCCAGCUCGAAAUCGAGACGGCCGAGCUCUCCGCCGUCCUCCACCACCUCGCGCUCUACCGCCAAGCAGCCGACGCCACUGCGAUCCAGCCUCCGCCAGGCGGCAUGGCCAACCUCGACGUCACGUCCUCCAACCAGCCACUCCUCCUCAACGCCGAGCAGGAGGUCGUCGAUGCACUCUACACGAACCACGAAGCCGACGCGGCGGCGAUCCUUCAGCCCGACCAUCGACCACACGAUCAAGGUCACAGCCCGCAAGAUCAGCAGCACCAGCAACAACUCUUUGAUUACUUCUACUACGACGCCACAGCUAGCGACGACGCAAGCAGCAAGCCUACCACCGACAUUAACCUCGAGGGCAUGCAACAAUUCGACUUUGACGCCGCCGAUCAGAAGGUUGAUCUAGCGCCGCCGGCGGUACAAGAGGGGCAAGGGCUUGCGCAGCAGAUCGACGUGAAUUGCCAGAUUGACCAGAAGGAUUACGAGAUCAAGGCGGCGACGCUCGUCGACGUGUUCAACAUGCAGCAGGAGCUGCAGGAGGUGGACGUGAACGCCAACAUCGGCGUCAAUGCGGUGGAUGUGAACCCUGGCGUUGCCGUCAAGCAUGAGCUGCAGGAUGAGGGUGCCAGGAAUAACAUCUCCGCAGGUGAAGCUGCACAAAAGGCAGCUGAGUCGUCGCAGUGCAAACUAGGGUUAGGCUUUUCUUCGUUCUAA
This is a messenger RNA of Phragmites australis (common reed), 1182 nucleotides long. RefSeq names its product LOB domain-containing protein 20-like. Lineage: Eukaryota; Viridiplantae; Streptophyta; Magnoliopsida; Poales; Poaceae. The transcript has a single exon. The record is from RefSeq and is a predicted model, not a curated record. The coding region runs from base 1 to 1182 and encodes 393 amino acids.